Messenger RNA from Angiostrongylus costaricensis, 900 nucleotides. The record is from the annotation of a GenBank genome assembly. NCBI's taxonomy places the organism in Eukaryota, Metazoa, Nematoda, Chromadorea, Rhabditida, Metastrongylidae.
AUGCUUGAAGAAUAUCAGCAAAUUUAUCCAAAACUCGCCUAUAUUCUGAAUCAUCUCUUUUCACAGGAACGAAAUAUGGAUGACACCAAGAAGCUUCUCCAUCAAUUGUACAAUAUGAAGGAAGAAAUUGAGCGUGAACUCAGCUCAUCUGCAGAGACGAAUGCCGAUUUUUUAAAACAGAUGGAGGCUGAUGUCAAACUACAGAGUUACGUCGAGAUCAAAAAUGACCACAUUAAACCAAUGGGAGAUUCGAUAGAAGAAGUAAAUCGGAACAGUAAGGUUGACAUGACUUUGUUUCAAGGAGACAUGAACCUCGCCAAGAAACAAGCCGAAGAGAUAGUAAAUAAUCUAAAAGACAACGAAAGUGAUUGUAUCAGACGACAAGCAUAUCGUGACAAAAGUUACCCAAAAACCUUGUGGUCAAGUGGAGUGUAUUACUCUUUCCAUUCAAACGCAACAAAAGCGGCAAGAAGGGUAUUCACUAAAGCUGCCGAAGCCCGGCAGAACGAAACCUGCAUUAAAUUCUUCGAAAGCAACACAGCACCGGAUAGAAUUGUCGUUUUCAAAGAAGAUGGAUGUUGGUCACACCUUGGAAGAAUAGGAGGCCUUUCACUAGGAAGCGGAUGCGAGUCGGACGGGUGGUUAUCUCAGUUCACAAAGGAAACGAAACGCAAAAAUUACAACUAUGAGCUGAUCUAUGACUUCGGAAGUGUACUAUGGAGUGUGCACUAUGGAGCAACAGUUGUUUCAAGGAACAAGAAACCUGUCAUGGUACCACGCGGCAUCAAAUAUUUACAAACUCUCGGGUCUGACAUAAUUUCCUUUUACGAUAAACUUAUGACGAACUUGCACUACAAGUGUCUUAGUGAGAUGCUUACAUAUGGUUCCCGUUUCUUCUAA